Molecule: messenger RNA, 1779 nt
Organism: Mixia osmundae IAM 14324
Lineage: Eukaryota; Fungi; Basidiomycota; Mixiomycetes; Mixiales; Mixiaceae
Exons: 4
Coding region: 1-1779 (592 amino acids)
Biological process (GO): amino acid transmembrane export from vacuole
Source: RefSeq, a predicted model, not a curated record
AUGGCAGAUACCGAUUACCCGGUUUCGAAUGCUCCCGUUCGGCCUUCCUUCGAGUCAUACACCUCGAGGUCAUCACUGGAUCCUCAAGCGCAAGCUGAACCGAACCGCAAGGGCUCGCAAGAUUCCGAUGACGCUCACACAUUUCUGACUGCCCAGGACGAUAGUGAGCAAGAGCACGUUACCGUUCACAGUCCGUCUAUCUCACAGCGCCCCGCGAUAUCCGGAGCCACCUCGCGUCGCGAUAUCUGGGGCUUCUGGGUCUAUUCAUUUGCUUCCGAGGUCUACGGAUUGGUCGUGCUCGGCUUGUUCGGCCCGGUGUUACUCGAAGCGUUUGCCAGAGAGCAUGGCGUCUUGGCCACAGAUCACAGCAUCCCUUGUCCGUCCGCAUCAAGUCCGGCACUCGCAGACUCACAGGCGGCCUGUGUCGUACAACUCGCGGGCACCUUUCUCGCGACCGCAAGCUUUUCCCUCCUCAUAGCCAGCCUGGGCGUGUUUCUUCAAGCUCUGACGGUUAUCUCUCUCGCACCGCUUGCUGACGAUCUCCGCUAUCGCAAGGGUCUCUUGACUCUUUUUGCAAUGACGGGGAGUCUGGCAGCACUGGCUUGGCUUGCUGUGCCUAUCGGAAGUCCCCUUGUUCUGGCCCCAGUGCUGUCCGUGCUCGGGUCCAUCUCUUAUUCAAGCUCUGGUACAAUCCUGAACAGCUACUUGCCGGGACUUGCACGCGGUCUGCCAGAGGUACAAGCUCUGAGGAAGGCUGCAGCUCCGGCGUUGCUCAAGCAGCACUCAUCGUCAUCGCAUAUGCAGAAGGAUAGCACAGACACGAACGCAUGUUAUCAGCAGCACGUUUCCGACAAGAUGUCCUACAUCUCUUCCAAAGGGAUAGCUUUCGGCAGCGCAGCAGGAAUCGCUCUCAUGGGCCUUUCGCUCUUGCCCAUCACAAUACUGAAAGGCUCAACGCUCGCCCUGAGAAUCGCGCUCGCUUCUGCCGGCGCUUGGUGGCUCAUCUUCAGUAUACCCGCUCUCCUGCUCAUACGACGACAGAUUAGUGGCCAGGACAGUCCCGUCACACACACCCUACUUGAAGGCUGGUCAAGCUUGGGCAAUAUGAUCAAAGAGCGACAUCGGCUCAAGAUGACAUUUCGCUUCCUGUUCGCCUGGUUCAUCUUGUCAGACAGUUACAGUACCAUCACUGCCGUGGCAAUCCUCUUUGCGCGCGUAGAGCUGCGUAUGCCGGCUUCAUCGAUCGUCUUUAUCGGUCUACUCGUGCCUGUCUUCGCAAUCGUCGGCGUCCUGCUUACCCCGGUCAUUCAGCGUUACUUCAACUAUUCGCAGCUCCGAAUGCUCACCGUGCUCGUCUUUCUGACGAGCUUGAUACCUCUGUACGGCUGCCUUGGCUUCGUGCCGGCUUCACCGCUGGGCAUCAAGUCAUCGAGCGAGAUGUUCGUCGUCUCGAGCGUUUUUGGGUUCCUCUAUGGCGGCUUCUCCUCAUAUUCGCGCGUCUGCUACGGAUCUCUCAUACCACGAGGACAGGAAUCGCGAUAUUUCAGUCUCUUUGCAAUCACCGACAAGAGCGCAGCUUUCAUUGGCCCGCUCUUAGUAGGUCUCCUUGCAAACGCGACUAGCUCUAUACGAUUCGCGUUUCCAUUCCUACUUUUCACGCUGCUGAGCGCGACUCCACUGUUGCUCUUCGCAGUCGAUAUGAGAGCCGGCACCGAGGCAGCCCACCUCUACGCUCAGCAGGAUGAUCUCAGCAAUCGACUCAAUAUGACGCAAAGGUAG